AUGGCAACCGAAGUAGUUCGCGAAUCCAAAAUACUCCUCACUCCUGAUAACUACGCUCUUUGGCUGCUCCCCAUGAAAGCCAAGCUCCACAAGGCAAAAUCGCUCACGAUUGUCACCGGAAUCCAUACCUGUCCUGACCCUGAAACGGACAAAGAAAACACCAAACUCUAUGUCAAACUCAACAAAGAUGCUGUAAGACUCAAAAGUGGUUGUGAGAACCCUUUUGCUGAAUGGAGAAGGGUAUGGUGGAGUUGCAAACUCUGCCCUUCUAUACUAUCAGAUAACAAGACCCACCAAGCUCAGCUUGGCAAGUUUUAA
This is a messenger RNA of Puccinia graminis f. sp. tritici CRL 75-36-700-3, 318 nucleotides long. RefSeq lists its product as uncharacterized. NCBI's taxonomy places the organism in Eukaryota, Fungi, Basidiomycota, Pucciniomycetes, Pucciniales, Pucciniaceae. The record is from RefSeq and is a predicted model, not a curated record. The transcript has a single exon. The coding region runs from base 1 to 318 and encodes 105 amino acids.